Colletotrichum navitas is the source of this 1638-nucleotide messenger RNA. Its product is annotated as general substrate transporter. The coding region runs from base 1 to 1638 and encodes 545 amino acids. The record is from RefSeq and is a predicted model, not a curated record. Gene Ontology annotation, molecular function: carbohydrate:proton symporter activity. The transcript is spliced from 2 exons. Lineage: Eukaryota; Fungi; Ascomycota; Sordariomycetes; Glomerellales; Glomerellaceae. Gene Ontology annotation, cellular component: membrane. Gene Ontology annotation, biological process: transmembrane transport; carbohydrate transport.
AUGCCUGGCGAAACAUACAAGAAAUCCUCCGACCACAAUGGCCACGCUGUUGCUGAGACCAUUGAGUCUGCCGAGACCCAUCCGGCCGACUUGGUGGUGAGGCCCGACCUCAACAACAUCUCGUAUGGACCGACUGGCCUCAGGGGCAUCGUGCAGUCACCGUACGUUUUCUUCGCCGCUUUACUCGCAUCCAUGGGAGGCUUUUCCUUCGGAUACGACCAGGGCGUAAUCUCUAUCAUCAACGUCAUGCCCCAGUUCCACCGCGUCUUCCCCGAGGCCAAGAGCGGCUUCGGCAAAGGCUUCAUGACAGGCAUGCUCGAGCUCGGUGCUUUUCUCGGGUGCAUCUUCAUGCCUUGGCUUGCCGAUAAGAUCUCAAGGAAGCGUGCACUUUCUGCUGUGGUCGUGAUCUUCAACAUUGGCGCUAUUCUUCAGACGGCUGCUGUCAAUUACGAGAUGCUCGUAUUGGGCCGUACCGUCGGCGGUAUUGGCGUUGGCGCACUUGCUAUGGGUGCUCCACUGUACAUCUCCGAAAUUUCGCCUCCCAAUCUUCGCGGAACUUUGCUGGUACUCGAAUCUGUUUCGAUCGUCUUAGGCGUUGUGGUGUCAUUUUGGAUUACCUACGGUGCACGAGACCUUGCCGGCGAGGUCGCCUUCCGUCUCCCGUUCGGCUUACAAAUGGUCUCGGCCACAUUAGUCGGCAUUGGGAUCAAUAUGUUUCCCUACUCGCCGCGAUGGCUUGCCAUGGUAGACCGGAAGGAUGAAGCACUUGCAAGCCUCGCCAAGCUCAGGCGACUUCCAGACACGGAUGAAAGGGUUCAACAGGAGUUUCAAGGCAUCAUUGCAGAAACCCGAUACCAGCAGACCGUUCUCAAACGCCGCCACCCCAAUGCCCAGGGUCUCACUCUUGAGGUGAAGACAUGGCUCGAUCUCUUCAGCCUGAAGUUGUGGCGCCGUGUCAUUGUCGGGUGUGGUGUCAUGUUCUUCCAGCAGUUCUCCGGCAUCAACGCUUUCAUCUACUACGCACCAACGUUGUUUCAGACUCUUGGCCAGGACUACGAGAUGUCGCUCAUCAUGUCCGGUGUUUUCAACCUCCUACAAUUAGUGGCCGUCGGCCUGUGCUUCCUGAUCAUUGACAAAGUCGGACGACGCCCACUGGCUAUCUUUGGUGGCAUCGGAGGAUGCGUUUCUUGGGGCAUCAUGGCUGCGCUAGUUGGCGUCUAUUCCAAGACCUGGAACUUACAUACGGAUGCCGGUUGGGCUGCGGUAGCCAUGGCGUUUCUUUUCAUUCUCAUCUACGGCUGCACGUACGCCCCACUUGGUUGGGCUCUACCGUCAGAGGUAUUCCCAAGUGCCAUGAGGUCCAAGGGUGUUGCUUUGUCAACGUCAACAAACUGGAUCUGUAACUUUAUUGUCGGAGUCGUUACACCACCCAUGCUUGACUCACUGGGAUUCGGCACAUACAUCUUCUUUGGCAGCUGGUGCGCACUCUCUGUUGUCUGGGCUGUCUUCUUCCUCGUCGAGACUAAAGGCAAGACGCUUGAGCAAAUGGAUGAGGUCUUCGGGGAUAACAUUGCCAAAGAGGAGCAGGAUCUGGUUAUAGUGGGUGCAUCAGAGAGGGUUCUAGGAGACAAGUUGUAG